ACGUGGGUUUAUCUUUACGUUUUGCCGCAGUGGAAAUUACUUCCUUGUUCUUUCAUUCGCAGAUUUUCCUCGCCCAGUGCUAACAAAAUAUCGCGCCUCACAGCAAGAACUCAUUGAGAGCAACGUCUCCACAAUAAGAGAUAUCAACAAUUAUGGGUUUGGUCGAAAUUAUUGCUGUGACGAGUCUGGUAUCCUGGGCUUUUCAGUUUUCUGCCUUUGUUUGCCUGUCGCAUGGUACACCUAUAGGAUUUGCUAAUUCCUUGGUAAACAGUAGCGAUCAGAAUUUGACGCCGAGUACAGCUGGGAAAACAGCAGAGGACAUCACCGAGGACGAUUUCCCACCUCUUAAUUUCUACAUCAAAGACGUUCUAACUACUCCACUGGAUAAAUCAAAUCAUACCGGCAACUUCACACCGAACAACUACUUUGCAGAGGUGCACAUCGAAGAAUUGCUUAAUGACACGCGGCAAGACAACCUGUCGCGACUUAACUAUGAAACGUUUUGGUCCAACGGCAGCCUCACGCUCACACUUGUGGACCUGGAAAAACUCGCCAACGGUACAAUAAACGCAACGCACGAUGUAUGGAGCAAGCUUUCAGAACUCGAACUUGAAGACCCAAACUUGCACCCAGGUGAAUUCCACUUGUACAAUGAUCACCACAACACCGGGCGUCAUCGGCGAAGAAGGUACGUGUUUGGUUCAGACGAUCGAAAAGAAGUCACUCUUGAGGAAUCCAAGCGGCUUCCCUAUUCUGCAGUGGUGAGGAUCUCUACGGGCUGCACAGGAACUCUCAUUUCCGAGUACCACGUUCUUACCGCGGCGCACUGUGUUCAUAGCGGGCUAAAAUGGAAUUUUGACGAUCCUAAGGAGCUGAAAGUGUUCAUAUUGCGGCAUCAGGGCAAAGUGAUACAGAUUGGAGUCGAUUACGUAAAAGUCCCGCGGGGUUGGACUCUGUCUCGGGAUUUCCGCUACGAUUACUCAGUGAUAAGACUCCGUCGACCUCACAAGAAUGAGUACUUAGGCUUGUAUGAAAUCCCCGCGAAAUUUUCAUUUGAAUUGAAGAUCCAGUUUGCUUCGUUUCCUGCUGACAAACGCUUGAACACCGUCUGGUAUUCUUACUGCAAUUCUUUUUGCGUCAAUCACGCCAUUCUGAACCGCUGUGAUUCGUUCUACGGUAGUUCUGGAGCGGGGGUCUUUGGCAAAAAAGGUAAAGGGGACAAAGCGGAACGAUUCGUCAUGGGAGUGUUCUCUGGCUCGUUGCGCGUAAAGUACCGCGGGCGACAAAAGAAACGUCGCAUGAACGUCGCCACGAAGAUCACGCCACUAAAGUUGGCCCAGAUUCGCGCUUGGAUGGAUUCACCUCCAAGCAAAUCCUGAAGCGCUUACACGCAUGAAGCCGUCGCUAAGAUGCCCGUUCACCCGAAUGACUUGAGUCCAUAGGAGGCUCCGAUCAACUCGAAAGCAAAAUCUGCCACGCCCCCCACAACCCCAAAAACUCAGCUAAUAUGGAAUAAUGCGGCGACGUAAUGGCCGAGACUGCGGAGCUGUUGGUCAUGUGACCUAUCUAACAAAAUAAUUUUAGAUCGUAGCAUUUACGUCAAGAAACUCUAUAUCAAAGCUGUCAUAUUUAAUGACCUUUCACUCCAGCCAUGUCGCCUUUCGAAUUCAAUCUUGUCUCCACAUUCAGAAACCACCUAUCUUCGCUAUUUAAAAAUUAGAAAGCGAAUGAUCUACUUGCUUUAGUAGAAUUCUAACUAAAUUUCUUUCGAAUAAUGAUUUCCGAUUAGUUUUCUUCCCCGCGCGUGCGGACGUCGCCAUUUUGUAGACGACUGCUAAAUAAAUAGUAGCCUCCAUUUGGCGCCAAAGUAUGCUCGGAUAUUUGUCCUCGCCUUGCGUGCGGGGGCUGCGGACAGCCAAAACCAAGCUGUCCCACCGAAACGACGGGAUAAUAGUCUUUUUCUUCGCAGCUAACAAAAAAUAAAGAAAUAAAAAAUAAAGUUGAUUUGGCCUCUUCUAAUGUUUAACUUGAGAAUUCUGGGUUUAAGCUGCCUGGCGACAGCGAUCGGAGAGCGAGUUCCGAGCGCGGGCGACCAAUUUUUGACGCCAAAUUAAAAGCUUGGAGAAACAAAAUGUUUCCAAUUUUUCACUUUUUACGAUCUAAUUUGGUUUUAAAAUUAUAAAUCCCUUUUCGUGAAUAUUUUAGAACACUCUCUCCAGCAAGAAAAGUCGCCCGACUUCAGUGUUUUUCCCGCUAACAUGCAUAUGACAUCAGGACAGCUCAGUUUUUCCUGCCGGCUGAAUCCCGAUUGAUCAAUUCAAAUUUUAGUUGGCGCACCGACCGUAUGCAAGGCGAACGUUAUCUAUUCCGAGAAGCGAACAGUGUUCCGAGAGCGAAGUGUAAGCUUCGAGGGACAGAUAAUGUUCAAGGAUAAACAUCCGAGCAUAUACUGUAAGCCAGUUGGGAACUAUUUUGUUUAUUAUCCCUCCAAUGUUUUUCACAACACGAGGCAUAUUCAACCACGUGACGCAUUUAAACCAAUCGCGUGCGAGCGAACUUAUUUGAUGGAUUACAAUAGAUGACAAUAUAAGGCAGCUCAGCCAAUCACAUUGCAGCAUUUGAAUUAAUGUACUAGUAUGUUGGCAUUUUCUAAUUUCUAAUAUUUACUAGAAGACAGUUCUUUUUGACAUGGCUAGGUCACUCAGCUAAGAAUGGUCGAAUAUUGAAGAUAUCAAUUAAGGCAAAAGCGACGUUUUAUUUCAUUUCACAAUUCACAACGCAGUAUUUAGGCAAAACCAAUCUAUAUUAAUGGGCCGUUUUUUUCCACGAAGGCGGUGUGUAGCUUUCGAAUUGACCAGGGCAUCGUGUAGUGGAAUAUUAGCUUAUUUAACUGAAUUUAACCCGGUCAAAAUAAAUGGCAAAAAAGUUGUAUUUAAGACACCACGUACUCCGCUUGAACAUGCAGUUCAACUGACUGAGAUGACUGUAUAAAUAUAUAUUGCUGGAAAAUUCUUCUAUAUUCAAAAUGCUGUAAUUAUUCCUCCACGUUUACUAUACAUAUGUACAACUUUAUUGAAGUAAAGAGACUUAAAAGACAA
Orbicella faveolata is the source of this 3098-nucleotide messenger RNA. Its product is annotated as serine protease 23-like. NCBI's taxonomy places the organism in Eukaryota, Metazoa, Cnidaria, Anthozoa, Scleractinia, Merulinidae. Gene Ontology annotation, molecular function: serine-type endopeptidase activity. The record is from RefSeq and is a predicted model, not a curated record. Gene Ontology annotation, biological process: proteolysis.